UAUUUCUAAUGCGAGUAUUAUUGAUGAUGUCACGGCAGCUGUAUAUUGUUUGUGAAAUAUAAUUGAGCAGUAGGUUAUUUACUGUCAUGUAAUUCGGACGAGACAUUUUAUUUUAUACCCGGAACGAUACGAGCUCUUACACUAGCUCCCUUCGACCUUCCGCGGCUUCCGUAGAUCGGCGUGAACUUAAAAUGGCUGCCCCUAUUGACAACGAUCUGGUUGACAAUGAUUUACCUAAAGCUGUUCAGCUGCUCAAUAAUCUCACAGAACAGGUGACCGUAGUUACGAGUCAUGUCCACGUGCUGCUGACAAAAGUCAAAGAUGGGACAUUUAAGACAUCUCAGGGUUUGUCUUUCCUGGACCUUCGCUAUCACCUGCUGCUCUUCUACCUGCAGGACCUCACUCACCUGAUCAGCAUUAAGACUGAAGGAGGGAGAAUCAGAGACAGUGAAGCUUUGAACAGACUGGUCACUGUCAGGACGGUCCUGGAGAAGAUGCGACCUCUGGACCACAAACUGAAGUACCAGAUUGAUAAACUGGUGCGUACGGCGGUGACAGGCAGUUUAGCUGAAAACGAUCCUCUGCAGCUUCGUCCUAAUCCUGAAAACCUCAUCAGCAAACUCAAUGAAUCUGAGAAGUCUGAAGAUGAAGCUGAGAUGAAGGCGGCCUCAGAGAGAGCAGCUCAGUCUAAUGUCAAGAAAUAUGUACCACCAAAGAUCGCCCCAGUGCAUUAUGAUGGAGACAUGGCAGAGGCUGACAGGAAAAAGGCUCAGGUGGAGCGUCAGCGGCGAGCGGUUCUGAGGAGCUCUGUGAUCCAAGAGCUGAGGCAGCAGUACAGCGACGCUCCCGAGGAGAUCAGAGACCGACGAGACUUCCAGAGUGAACGGGAGAGUCGAGAGGAGACACACAGGAGAAAUUAUGAAGAGUCGAUGAUGGUGCGUCUGAACAUGCCGAAGAGUCAGAAGAACAGCAGGAAGAGAGGCAUGAUGUCCAUGUCGGGUCAGCUGAGUGGCAUCACACACUUCAGUGACAUCACAGCACUGACGUGUGGCGAGGCCAGACAGGAUGGAGAGAACAGUCGUCCCAAGAAAAAGAAGAAACUCAUGAAGAAGAAAACCAAGAGAAGAGCUUUCAGGAAACACAGAUAGACAUGAAUUGAGGCAUCCAGUGAAGUUUGACUCUCUGAUGGCGUGAAGACAAACAGUCAUUAGACUAUACUGUUCACUGUAUCCUCACUGAGUCUGUUAAAUACAUUUAUACAGUGAAAUAAACCUUUACCAUCA
Molecule: messenger RNA, 1283 nt
Organism: Lates calcarifer (barramundi perch)
Lineage: Eukaryota; Metazoa; Chordata; Actinopteri; Centropomidae
Gene: ngdn
Product: neuroguidin, EIF4E binding protein
Exons: 11
Coding region: 192-1148 (318 amino acids)
Biological process (GO): maturation of SSU-rRNA from tricistronic rRNA transcript (SSU-rRNA, 5.8S rRNA, LSU-rRNA)
Cellular component (GO): nucleolus; small-subunit processome
Source: RefSeq, a predicted model, not a curated record